AUGGCUCCCAAGGUUGCUAUCGUCUUUUAUUCCCUGUACGGACACAUUGUCCAACUGGCCGAGGCCGAGAAGAAGGGCAUUGAGUCCGCCGGGGGCAAGGUCGACAUCUUCCAGAUUGCCGAGACCCUCUCCGACGAGGUUCUGGCCAAGAUGCACGCCCCGGCCAAGUCCAACUACCCUAUUGCCGAGCCCAACGACCUUCUCGAGUACGAUGCCGUCCUGUUCGGUAUCCCCACUCGCUACGGUAACUUCCCCGCGCAGUGGAAGACCUUCUGGGACAAGACCGGUGGCAUUUGGGCCAGCGGCGGCUACUGGGGCAAGCACGCCGGUCUCUUCGUCUCCACCGGCACCCUCGGUGGUGGCCAGGAGUCCACGGCCAUUGCCGCCAUGAGCACCCUCGCCCACCACGGCUUCCUCUACGUCCCACUGGGUUACAAGACCACCUUCCCUCUCCUGGCCAAUCUCGAGGAGGUCCACGGUGGUAGCGCCUGGGGUGCCGGUACCUUCGCCGGUGCCGAUGGCUCGCGCCAGCCCACCGCGCUGGAGCUUCAGAUCGCCGAGGCCCAGGGCAAGGCCUUCUACGAGACCGUUGCCAAGGUCAACCACCAUACCGAGUUGAAGCCCCAGGACUCGACUCCUGCCACUGGCGCAGCUGCGCAGAAGAUCGCGCAGCCCGCUCAGCAGGAGGGUGGCCAGGAAUCCCAGGAGAAAGACAGCGAGGGAGGGCCUUGUGGGCUGCCCAAGAAGUGUACCAUCCUCUAA
Messenger RNA from Penicillium argentinense, 762 nucleotides. RefSeq names its product putative NADH-quinone oxidoreductase Pst2 (gene pst2). The record is from RefSeq and is a predicted model, not a curated record. Gene Ontology annotation, molecular function: FMN binding; NAD(P)H dehydrogenase (quinone) activity. NCBI's taxonomy places the organism in Eukaryota, Fungi, Ascomycota, Eurotiomycetes, Eurotiales, Aspergillaceae. The coding region runs from base 1 to 762 and encodes 253 amino acids. The transcript is spliced from 4 exons.